Messenger RNA from Lycium ferocissimum, 402 nucleotides. RefSeq lists its product as uncharacterized. Gene Ontology annotation, cellular component: cytoplasm; nucleus. The record is from RefSeq and is a predicted model, not a curated record. The transcript has 4 exons. NCBI's taxonomy places the organism in Eukaryota, Viridiplantae, Streptophyta, Magnoliopsida, Solanales, Solanaceae. Bases 1 to 402 code for a protein of 133 amino acids.
AUGCGGUACAGUGCAGGAGUGGAGGAACCUGGAGUACGAGGGGAUGUUAAGAUGUAUAGAGAUUUCACCACGUUAUCAUUGGUAGAUGAAGAUGCCUUUGAAGUUUGUCUAAUAAAUCCACAGAGAAAAGAUGAAUAUUUCCCAAAGGUGGCGACUGAUCCAUGGGGUGGUCGGGAAAGAGAUGAAACAAUCAAAGAUGCAGCACAAUGUGAGACAAUGGAGGAAGCUGGAGUACAAGGGGAUGUGAAGCUUGUCCAAAAACCAAUUGCAGAUGAAUGUGCACGAAGCAAGAAAACUUGCAAAAACGGUUGGGUGAAAGAGGCCUUGGAGCAAUUAGUAAGUCGCCUCACAUCACAAAGUAAACGGGACCAAAGGGGAACUAUGUCCAGGAAUCCAGUGUAG